AUGGCGACUUUGGAAGAUGUUGGGGAUAAGAGUGUGGGUAAAGUUUCUGAUUUUGAAAAGGUUAGAGAUGGGACUUCUGCUGUUGACGAUGUUGUUGAGACUGAAAAAGAGUCUAAAUUCGAUGGCAGUCAUUGUUUUGUUGAUACAGAGAAAGUGAAAAAUGGUGUUCUGGGCUUUGCCGAGGAUCCGGGCACAAAUUCUGGUGCUAAAAUGAAUGAUACUUUUGGGGGUGGUGAAAAAAAGGGUGAGUUUGUUGUUACGGGUUCUCCAAUUAAUGCGAAUGGUGUUGGGAAUGAUGAUGAAAAACAGAUAAAAAGUGAAGAAAAAUGUUUAGAAGCUAUUGUGGAUGCCAACGGUCAAAAACAGGGGACUAAUAAUGGCGAGAAAAGGGAGGAUUUGGACAGUACAUUUCGUGUUGGUGAUUUUGUCUGGGGUAAAAUCAAGAGCCAUCCAUGGUGGCCCGGUCAGAUUUACGACCCGCAAGAUGCUUCGGAAUUUGCGGUCAAACACAGCCAAGAGGGCCGUCUAUUGGUGGCUUACUUCGGGGAUGGCUCUUGUUCCUGGUGCCUGCCUUCCCAACUCGUGCCUUUUGUGGAGAAUUUCAAUCGGUUUUCGACCGAAAGCUCCACAAAGAGCUUCCAAAAUGCAUUACAUUGCGCUGUAAAUGAUGUGGGAAGGGUCGUCGAGCAAAGCAUGACUUGCAAGUGUGUGCCUCCGGUUAAAAUCGAUGGGCUAGCCCGACAGUUAGUGUCUAAUGCUGGGGUUAGAGAAGGAGUUGUUGUGCCGGAAGUUGACAUUGGGCGAAUUAAUGUCCCCAAAUACGAGCCCGCUCAAAUUCUUGAAAAAAUGACGAGUUAUGGAAAAUCGAAUUCAUUCGACUCGUUGUUGGAUCUUGCGCUCGUGAAAAGUUGGUUAUCCGCGUUUUAUCAUGCGAAGGGUGGUCACAAGUUGCCGAUGUACCGUGAGCCCGUUUACAUUGAAGGUCUCGAGGAUAAGAACGAACCCACGAAGGAAGCUGCAUCUUCUGAAGAUUUUAGUGUCCCGAUUGAGGUCCCUAUUCUGGGCCCACGUGAGGAUUACUGGCUGUCCUCUCCUGAGGUUAAUAAGUCUCAGGCCUCUGCGGAUGAUAAGAUUUAUCAUAGGAGGAAGCAGAAGAGUGUUGCGGAGCUUUUGGGAGAGAAUAACGGAGCGGGAUCUAAAAGUCAUGAGAGAGUUAAAGUGAAAGCAGAAAAGGAUGUAGGGAAAAAAGCGGAGUUGGGAAAAGGGAGGGCAGGUAAAAAGAGGAAGGUGGAGGAUUUGGGUGGAGAUAAAACUGAAAAUAAUGAAGUGAAAAAGGGUCCUUCAUCUGGAAAACCAAAGGAAAUCGAAGUUGGUGUUGGUGGUGAAGAUAUUUCUGGUGAUGAAUUAGAAAAGAUAAUAUCUUCACCAAGGGAAAGGAAAAGGAGCAAGUAUCUGUCUCCUCCUUACACUGAUCCUAGCUUCAGUCUUUCAAGUUUCGGCUCUAAGUCGAAAUCGGAAUCUGGUAAAUCUUCCAAAUUAGUUGAUGAAGCAUCUGAUGAAGAACUGCCUAUUGCUCAGUUGAAAGACCUUGAACCGAGUGCCCAGACAGUGAAGGGUGAAAAAAAAUGGAGCCUUGCAGCUUCCCAUGUUGAUCUGCAAGUCGAUGAGUUGCUGUCUGAAGUCCAGUUUGCUGCUGUUGAUCCUUUGUACCUGAGCAAGAAGGGUUCUCUCGAUCCAGUCUGUGCAUUUAUGUCUGCGGUUAGAAAAUCAACUUACCUGCAAGGUUCAGAUCAUGAAGUUUUUCAUAAAUCCAAAACCGGGGGAAAGAAGAGAAAAUCAUUUAAAGAACAAGAAAAUGAAAUAGCUCCAAAAAAGGCAAAAUCGGCUGACAACACGAAAAUGCCCAAACCAGUAAAAAUGCAUGAAGGUAAAAAGUCAGAUAAACCUAAGGUCAACAAAUCCUCAGAUUUCUCUCGUGCGAAAAACAGUGUAGAGAUGAACUCUGAAGGAAGUGCAUCUACUUGCCUGAUUGUGACGUUUUCGCCCGGAUUUCCCCUGCCUUCGAAGGAAGAAAUCCUGGAGCUUUUUGGUAAAUUCGGUAGCCUUAACGAAAAUGAAACUGAUGUGUUGACCGAGUCUCAAGCGGUCCGUAUUGUAUACACAAACGAAUCUGAUGCCGAAAAAGCUUUUACAUCGUCCGUUAAGGAAAGCCCUUUCGGCAUUGACAAUGUCAAUUACUGGUUGCAGCAUUCUUCGGCUGCCUCGAAAUCCGGGCCAUUGAUUUUCCCCCGGACUUCUGAUAAGUCGGGUUCUUCUCAACAGGUGGAUGAUUUUAUGAUGGACUUUAGGGCUGUCGGGCAAAAGCUCGAGAUAAUGACUGCUAUUCUUGAAAACUACCACCCCAAAUUUUCAUGCGAGGAAAAAUCUGGCUUGAAGGACGACAUAAAGCAGCUGAUGGAGAAUGUGGAGGCGAUGAGUGAUAAGGUACGAGUCAUGGCUGAGAAUACUACUUCUUGA
This is a messenger RNA of Striga hermonthica, 2517 nucleotides long. The record is from the annotation of a GenBank genome assembly. NCBI's taxonomy places the organism in Eukaryota, Viridiplantae, Streptophyta, Magnoliopsida, Lamiales, Orobanchaceae.